AUGCACGAGGUGAAAGGGCGCCUGGCGGACUCUACGAUAUACGGGCUUGGAAAUCUUGUGGGGCCUGAGGCAAGGGCGGCUCAAGUCGAAUACCUUUUGAAGAAUGAUCGUUUCUUGAGCCCCCAAGAACAUUACGAGACCUACCGACUGCAUUUCCUGGUUCCGGAAAUUAUCGAUAUAUUGUAUUUUAAAUACUUCGAUGGGGUAAGAAUGCGAGGGGUUAGGGAUCCCGAAUUUCUAGAGCGGAUAACCCCUACCCUUAUUUGCCUGCUAUCGACGGCAAUCUGGCACGGCGUUCGGGCGUGGUCAACAGGGAGUUACUUGAAGCCUGAUAAUUUUCAGUCGCAGAAUGAGAGUGUUGUGAAAAUGUUCAACAGGAUGAGCAACACUUGGAAGGGGAGAAGUAAACAGAACCAGGAGGCCACCUUGGAGGUAAUCAAAGAUAACCUUCGAGAAAAGAUACGAGAUAAAAAGGGGGUAACUAUUGAGGUGAUACCGGAGGAGGGUUUUAGCGAGGACGAUGAAGCGCUGGCUGCAGAUCUUGCCGCAUUCCGAGAUGCUCAGAGAACACCCACGAGUGCUCCAGCAGGUCGGGUUGGUUCCAACAGCACCUAG
Morchella sextelata is the source of this 615-nucleotide messenger RNA. RefSeq lists its product as uncharacterized. Lineage: Eukaryota; Fungi; Ascomycota; Pezizomycetes; Pezizales; Morchellaceae. The transcript is spliced from 4 exons. The coding region runs from base 1 to 615 and encodes 204 amino acids. The record is from RefSeq and is a predicted model, not a curated record.